AUGGCUCCAGACCCGCCAAAAAUCCGAGUGAUUGUCAGGAAGAGGCCCCUCAAUCGCAAGGAGGAAGAGCGUGGCGACUCUGAUGUGCUGGAGUGUGACUGUGCCACCUCGACGCUGUAUGUGAACGAGCCGAAGCAGAAAGUGGAUCUCACCAAGUUCACUGAAAGGCACACCUUCAGAUUCGAUGAUGUGUUUGGGGAGGAUGUGGACAACGAUGCCCUCUACUGCACCGCCAUCCAGCCCCUCAUCUCCACCAUCUUCCGACGAGGGAAGGCAACCUGCUUUGCAUACGGCCAGACAGGGAGUGGGAAAACGUACACCAUGCAGCCGCUCCCCCUCCGGGCCGCCGUGGACGUGCUGUCGGUGCUGAGCACGCCCGACUUUCACGGGGUGGGGCUGCACGUUAGCUGCUAUGAGAUCUACGGCGGGAAGCUGUUUGACCUGCUGAACGCGCGGAACAAGCUGGAAGUGCGGGAGGACGGCAAGCGUCGGGUGCAGGUCGUUGGGCUGCGCGAGGUGGAUGUGCACGACGUGGAUGUGCUGCAGCAGCUCGUGGAGCACGCCGCCGCCUCCCGCUCGACAGGCAGCACGGGGGCCAACGAUGAGUCAUCGAGAUCCCACUCUAUCAUGGUGUUUGCGCUGCGGAACGGGAACGAGCCCAAGAGGCCGGUGGUGGGCAAGCUCACCUUCAUCGACCUGGCGGGGUCGGAGCGGGGGGCCGACACAUAUGACAACGACAAGCAGACACGGCUGGAGGGCGCUGAGAUCAACAAGUCCCUCCUUGCCCUGAAGGAGUGCAUCCGGGCGCUGGACAGCGACGCGCGACACAUCCCCUUCCGCGGCUCCAAGCUGACGGAGGUCCUGCGCGACUCCUUCAUGGGCAAGGCGGCGCGGACGGUGAUGAUCGCCAAUGUGUCCCCCUCGCUCCUCCUCCUGCGAGCACACGCUGAACACCCUGCGCUACGCCGAUCGAGUCAAGGCACUGCCCCAGCAGCCGACGCGGCGCUGGACGCGGAGCUGUCGGCGCUGAUGGCUGCGGAGGAUGAGCUGGUCGCCGCGCACCGACAGCACAUCGAGGACUCCAUGGCCCACGUGCGGGAGGAGAUGGCGCUGCUGGGCGACCUGGACGGCGGCGGCGCGGCGGGGGACGUGGAGGCCUACGCGGCCGAGCUGACGGGCCUGCUGGCCGAGAAGGCGGCGGCGGUGGCGGCGCUGCAGCUGCGUGUCACCCAGUUCCGGCGCCUGGUGCAGACCACCCUGGAGCGGCACGCCAGGGCUGGGAGUGGCGCCGGGCAGCAGUGA
Molecule: messenger RNA, 1302 nt
Organism: Auxenochlorella protothecoides
Lineage: Eukaryota; Viridiplantae; Chlorophyta; Trebouxiophyceae; Chlorellales; Chlorellaceae
Product: Kinesin-like protein KIF2A
Exons: 9
Coding region: 1-1302 (433 amino acids)
Biological process (GO): microtubule-based movement
Molecular function (GO): microtubule binding; ATP binding; microtubule motor activity
Source: RefSeq, a predicted model, not a curated record